Messenger RNA from Oryzias latipes (Japanese medaka), 2521 nucleotides. RefSeq names its product cyclic nucleotide gated channel subunit beta 3, tandem duplicate 1 (gene cngb3.1). The record is from RefSeq and is a predicted model, not a curated record. NCBI's taxonomy places the organism in Eukaryota, Metazoa, Chordata, Actinopteri, Beloniformes, Adrianichthyidae. Gene Ontology annotation, molecular function: protein-containing complex binding; cGMP binding; intracellularly cAMP-activated cation channel activity. Gene Ontology annotation, biological process: monoatomic cation transmembrane transport. Gene Ontology annotation, cellular component: photoreceptor outer segment; intracellular cyclic nucleotide activated cation channel complex; plasma membrane.
CCUCAGUGUGUUCAGGUGUUAGAAUAGGAUCCAAAGGGUUCCUGUAAGAUACAGGAGCAGAGUUGGAUGGACCGACCUGUAUGCUGGAGCCCACACAGGACACCACCAUGUUCAGCAGGUUGAAAAAGUGGCUUGGGGCUCCUGAGCCUCCAUCUGCUCAAGCUGUACAGGCUAACACAGCUCCUGCCAAGGAGAAACUGCCUGAAAAGAAGGAUGAUCAAGCAGACGAGAAAAAGGAGGAACUUGAGAAGAAAGAGGAAAAAAAGGAGGAUGAAAAGGAAAAAGACACAAUAAAGGAAGCAAAACGGCAGGAAGAAAACAGAAAAGAAGAACCUAAAACAGACUCUUCAGCUGCACCUUCUGCACCUGCUGCACCUGCGCCCGCUGCACCUGCGCCCGCCGCACCUGCGCCCGCCGCACCUGCGCCCGCUGCACCUGCGCCCGCCGCACCUGCGCCCGCUGCACCUGCGCCUGCUGCACCAACUGAUGCUGCCAAUCCAGAGGGUGGUGAAGGUGGGGAGGAACCUCCACCCCCACCUGUUGUCUAUUUCCGCUACACAGAUGACGUCCUCAGAGGUGUGAUCAAAGCGUUAAGAGAACGAAAGGAGAUCCUCAAAGAGAAAGUGAUAGAUCCUUAUGCUACAUCUCCAGAAAUCACCCCACCUGUCACUCCUGUUCUUAAAAAAGAGGACUACAUCCGAAUUCAGGAAGAGCGGCGGAUAGCAAAAGAAGAGGACGACAGAAGGAAAGCAGAGGAGGCAGCUAAAAAGGCAGAGGAGAAGAAGAAGAAAGAUGAGGAGAAACGGUUGGAGGCUGAGAAGAAAGCAGAGGAGGAGAGGCUGGCAGAGGAAGCCCGAAAGAAGGCCCAAAUCCUUCCAGACAUCAGCUGCUCCUGCUUUGACGUCCUCUUCCAUCCCGUGGAGAGUAUGAUGGAUUCCGUCUUAGGAACCACCAUUGAUCCGUUCACAGAUCGUCGCUACAUCUCCUGGUUGACUCUGGUGGCCUUAGCCUACAACUACAACGUUUGGUUCUGUACCGCCCGGCUGGCUUUUCCCUACCACAACGAAACUGCCAACAAGUACUGGAUAACCUGUGACAUCAUUUCUGACAUCGUGAAUGUCAUUGACAUCAUCGUUUGGCAGCCUCGACUCCAGUUUGUCAAAGCUGGAGACAUCAUUAAAGACAGAGCUUUGACUAAAGUGCAUUAUCGGAAAUCCUACCGAUUUAAGACUGACAUAAUCAGCAUCCUUCCACUAGAUCUCCUCAGUCUGCAGUUUAGCUUCUCCUCCAUAUACAGACUCAACCGCUUCAUCAGGAUUGAUUCCUUCUUUGAGUUCAGUGAUCGGCUAGAGAGCAUCAUGGCCAAAGCGUACAUUUGGAGAGUGGCCCGCACCACAGGAUACCUGCUCUACGUGCUCCAUCUCAAUGCCUGUGCGUUCUAUGUUGCCUCCGUGCAUCAGGGUCUUGCAACCACCACGUGGGUCUAUGAUGGAAACGGUACAGCAUACCUGCGCUGUUACUACUUCGCAGUUCGCAGUCUCAUAAAUAUCGGAGGCCUUCCAGAACCUGUGACCGUUUUCGAGAUCAUCUUCCAGAUGGCCAACUUUUUUAUCGGCGUCUUCGUCUUCUCUAGUUUAAUCGGGCAGAUGAGAGAUGUGAUAGGAGCAGCCACAGCUGGUCAGACGUACUUCAGAGCGUCGAUGGACGGUUGUGUCGCCUAUAUGAACACUUACACGAUCCCCAAGUUGGUCCAGAACAGGAUCAGGACCUGGUACAACUAUACCUGGGCUGCUCAGGGUAUGCUAGAUGAGUCUGAGCUGCUGGACAAGAUGCCUCUGGUGAUGAAAACCGCCAUCGCCGUGGACAUUAACAUGGCCACCUUCCAGAAGAUCGCACUGUUUCAGGGCUGUGACCAGCAGAUGUUGGUGGACAUGUUACUACGACUCAAGUCCAUCAUCUAUCUACCUGGAGACUUUGUUGUGAAGAAGGGCGACAUCGGUAAAGAGAUGUACAUCAUCAAAAGUGGAGCGGUGCAGGUGGUGGGAGGACCUGACAACAGCAUUGUGUUUGUCACACUGAAAGCUGGAUGUGUUUUUGGAGAAAUCAGUUUGCUCCAGUCGGCUAAAGAUGGAGGAAACAGGCGCACAGCCAACGUGAAAGCACACGGCUUCGCCAACCUCUUCGUUCUGGAGAAGAAAGACCUGUUUGACAUUCUCGUCCAUUACCCAGAGUCUCAGAAAGUUCUGGCCAGGAAGGGAAGACAACUGAUGAAAUCCAAAGCUCCAGCAGGACCUAAAACCAAAGAGGAGAAGCAGAAAGGGCUGGCGCUGUUUGGACAAAAGCCACCGACGCCGAAACUGCUCAAAGCCUUCGGCAACUUCCGCAAAGGAGGGAUCCUGGAUAAACUUAAGAAAAAUGCAGAGGAGCAGCAAUAGGAAGCCGACCAAACUGUUAGUGUCAUUGUGCAGCUUGUAUGUCAUCCAUCUGUAAAUACAGCUGAUUAAAAUUGUUAUAAAAUUAA